AGUUUCAGACAAACUUCAUUGCUGUUUGAUGAGGAGAGGCAGCGGAACCGGUCGGACCGGCCCAAACUGUGACACGCCUGCCCGGCCUCAGGCAGGUCCAACUGGUCCGACAGGUGAGUCCCAUCAGGUGAAUAAAAGACAGAGCUGAGCUCAGAGCCAGUCAGAGAUUCUCAGGAGGACCAGACAGUCUGAGACAUGCUUCACCUGCUGCUGCUGGCCGGGGUGGUUCUGGGAGGAUACGUCCUGCUCACACAGACGCUCUUCAAGAGGUCCAAAUGUAAAGGGAACGCAGCCAUGGCCGGGAAGACUGUCAUCAUCACAGGAGGAAACACCGGCAUCGGUAAAGCCACGGCUCUGCACCUGGCCCAGAGGGGAGCCAGAGUGAUCCUGGCCUGCAGGAACCGGGACAAGGCGGAGUCCGCCAUCGCUGACAUACAACAGGAAACAGGAAGUACUGACGUGCUCUACAUGCAGUUGGACCUGGCCAGUCUGAAGUCGGUCCGCUGCUUCGCUGAGACGUUCCUGAAGUCCGAGUCCAGACUGGACCUGCUCAUCAACAACGCCGGUCUGGUGGCUGACGGCCGGACCGAGGACGGGUUCGGCAUCCAGUUCGGUGUGAACCACCUGGGUCACUUCCUGCUGACCUGCCUGCUGCUGGAGCGCCUGAAGGAGGCGGGCGGAGGACGGGUGGUCACCGUGUCCUCCAUGGCUCACCGCUGGGGACACGUGGACUUUGAGGCUCUGGCGGCAAACAAACACCUGGGCACCGGCAGGUACAGCUGGCAGUUCUUCGCUGCCUACUGCAGCAGCAAGCUGUGUAACGUGCUCUUCACCCACGAGCUCGCCAAGAGGCUGAAAGGAACCAACGUCACCUGCUACAGCGUCCACCCAGGUGUGGUCCGCACCCAGCUGUCGCGUCACGUCAGCCUGUGGCAGAAGGUUUUCAUCGAGCCCAUCGCCCAGCUGCUGUUCCUGGACCCGCAGGACGGAGCUCAGACCACGCUGCACUGCUGCCUGCAGCAGGGAAUCGAACCUCUGAGCGGGCGCUACUUCUCCUGCUGCGCCGUGCAGGAAGUAGGCGCCCGGGCCCGAGACGACACCGUGGCCCGGAAGCUGUGGGAGGUCAGCGAGAUGUACUGUGGACUCUCUUAAGGUGGAAUGACUACAAAGCACUUUGUGUCCACCUUAACUGGACUGUGAGGACUGGACUCAUUCUCUGCUGUACUGUGAUGUUAGAGCAGAGCUGUAGAAGCUGUGACGCCGCAGCUCAGCAGCCUCAACCUGUCAAUUUAAUAAACACGUCAGACAAUAAAGAACCUUUUCCAUCAUUCUGUGAUCCGAUCAGUCCGGCACACUCACAGCAGGUGGAGACCCGGCAGUGGGUCCGUGUAGGAGACAGGAUGAUGGACCGGAACCAAACAGAUGGUUAGAUAUUCCACAGAAACAUUCUCUCACAUGUUUACAAGCUUUGAUCAGUGAUUUCACACUCUGUUAGACCAAAUGAUCCAGAUGUGGAUCUCAUGACCUGCUGCAUCUUCAGAGGGAGGACAGACAGGAGGACAGACAGCAGGUAGGACAGACAGGAGGACAGACAGGAGGGAGGGAGGACAGA
Acanthopagrus latus (yellowfin seabream) is the source of this 1612-nucleotide messenger RNA. Its product is annotated as dehydrogenase/reductase SDR family member 13-like. Lineage: Eukaryota; Metazoa; Chordata; Actinopteri; Spariformes; Sparidae. The transcript is spliced from 6 exons. The record is from RefSeq and is a predicted model, not a curated record. Bases 196 to 1152 code for a protein of 318 amino acids.